AAAAUUCUAUCUAUCAUUUAUUAGUUUGUGUUAUAGCCGGCUAAAAUGAGGUUCUUAACGAUUAUAGCGUUCUUUUGCGUCUUGGCAGGCUGCUCUUGCUCAGAUUCAACUACGUCAUCUGGAUAUUAUUGGGACCCAUACUCAUCAUCUUGGGUUGCUUACGGAGAUUCUACCACUUCGUAUCCCUACGGGGAGGAUGCAACUACAUCUGCACCUGUUGCUCCGUCAACUUCCAGGCCUCCAUGUGAUGGAAAAACCCAAGGACCUUGCGCAAAUCUUCUAAAGGGUGCACAAAAGCUUUAUUUCUUCUAUUAAAAAAUCACUCAAACUUGUA
Molecule: messenger RNA, 334 nt
Organism: Drosophila simulans
Lineage: Eukaryota; Metazoa; Arthropoda; Insecta; Diptera; Drosophilidae
Exons: 1
Coding region: 46-315 (89 amino acids)
Source: RefSeq, a predicted model, not a curated record